Messenger RNA from Neoarthrinium moseri, 1545 nucleotides. RefSeq lists its product as uncharacterized. Gene Ontology annotation, biological process: transmembrane transport; carboxylic acid transport. The transcript is spliced from 6 exons. Gene Ontology annotation, molecular function: carboxylic acid transmembrane transporter activity. The coding region runs from base 1 to 1545 and encodes 514 amino acids. Lineage: Eukaryota; Fungi; Ascomycota; Sordariomycetes; Amphisphaeriales; Apiosporaceae. The record is from RefSeq and is a predicted model, not a curated record. Gene Ontology annotation, cellular component: plasma membrane.
AUGUUGGGCUUCGCGCGCAGGAAGAAGCAGCCCGCCGCGGAGGAGCAGCAGAUCACCAACGUCGACAAUGGGCCCCCCAUCGACCAGAAGCCCUUUUGGCAGGCCAUCUGGCCCGUCAUCGCCUGCGGCGCCGGUCUGUUCUCGGACGGCUACAUCAACAACGUCAUAGGCUCGGUCGGCACCGUGCUCACCUACGAGUACGGCGAUGUGUACACAUCGUCGCCCGCGAAGCAGAAUGUCGCAGCCAUUGCCUUCGCUGGAACCGUCGUCGGGCAGCUCGUGUUCGGAUUUCUGUCUGAUCACUGGUCGCGGGUCAACUCCCUGCUCGUAUCCACGAUUGUUCUGAUUGUCUUCACGGCCCUUGCUGCUGGAUCGUACUGGCACGGCGAGGCCGCCGGCAUGUUUAGUAUGCUGACCGCAUGGAGGUUCUUCGUGGGAAUCGGGAUUGGAGGCGAAUACCCGGCAGGAAGCGUGAGCUGCGCUGAGUCCAGCGGCGAGCUCAAGAGCGGUACCCGAAACGCGUGGUUCAUCCUGUUCACAAACUCCAUGAUCGACUGGGGUUUUGUGUUUGGCGCAUUCGUACCAUAUGUCGUGGCGGCCGCCGCCUCCAAUAUCUACUACGGCACCAUCUGGCGCACGAGUCUGGGGAUCGGUGUCGUCUUCCCCUUGGUCCUGUUCCUCAUCCGCCUCAAGCUCAAGGAACCCGAGGAGUUCAGCCGCAACUCCAUGAGGAACACUAAGGCGCCGUACAGGCUCGUCUUCAAGUAUUACGGGUUCCGGCUGUUCAUAGUCUCGCUGAUCUGGUUCAUCUACGAUUUCUCCGUCUACGCCUUCGGUAUCUACUCGUCCCCGAUCCUGUCCAGCAUCUACGGGGACGGCGCGGCGCCGCUGACGACCGUCUUCGGCUGGAACACGGUCAUCAACCUGUUCUACAUCCCAGGCACCAUGAUCGGGGCGCCCCUCAGCGACCGCUUCGGCCCGCGGUACACGCUGGCGGGCGGCGUGGUGGCGCAGGCCGUCGUGGGCUUCAUCAUGGCGGGCCUGUACUCGCGGCUGGCGCAGCCGCAGUACGUUGGGGCCUUCGCCGUCGUCUACGGCGUCUUCCUCAGCCUGGGCGAGCUGGGGCCGGGCAACAACAUCGGGCUGCUGGCGGCCAAGACGUGCGCGACGGGCGUGCGGGGCCAGUACUACGGCGUGGCGGCGGCCGUGGGCAAGAUCGGGGCCUUCGUCGGCACCUACGUCUUCCCCUACAUCGUGGCGGCCGGCGGCGCCGUCGACGAGAGCCGCAAGUACCAGUACCCCUUCUACGUCGCCGCCUGCCUGUGCAUCCUGUCGGCCUGCCUCGCCCUCUUCUGCCUGCCCCACAUCGACCAGGACACCAUCACCAAGGAGGACGCCGACUUCCGCGCCUACCUCGAGAGCCACGGCUGGGACACGCGCCAGCUGGGCCUGAACGCCUCGAGCCUCGAGGCCGUCGACAGCGAGCAGGCCGUCUACGGCCACGGCGCCGCCGAGCCGCCGCUCACCAAGGAGGCUGCCGCGUAA